Coregonus sp. 'balchen' is the source of this 7170-nucleotide messenger RNA. The record is from the annotation of a GenBank genome assembly. NCBI's taxonomy places the organism in Eukaryota, Metazoa, Chordata, Actinopteri, Salmoniformes, Salmonidae.
AUGAAUCAGUUGAAAUGGUCUGCAGUGCUGCUCCUACUGGCUCUCUCAGUCAGAGGUAGGUUACUACUAGAUCAUACUUGGAUUUUAAAAAAAGACUUGUAAUAGGCCAUAUUAUGUGUGGUUCAUGUUUUGUAAACAGUACAAAUACGCCUUGAAUUCUAGAAGGAUUAAUAAAAUCACAUAAUGGUUUCGGGCAGAGUAAAAAUAGUAAAUAAAGUACUCUGAAAGGGAGAUGCUUCUGUAUGCGGCCUGUAUGCUUGUUCGUGUGCUGGUGGAAACAAAGACACAGCUAAAGGAGCCAUGAUUAGCCUAAGUCCGGCACUGAAUACCCAUUGUAUGUUACAGCAUAUCCUCAUCAUCACGGGUGUCAGGUCCGGGAUCCUAUGACAUUUGAAGUCCCUACAGUCCAGGUUACAUGAUUAGACUAACAUUGUUACAAUAUGUAAUAGCAUGUGAGGUUAAGCCACGUGAAACCUGUAUCACACUAGAAACGUGUAGCAUAUGUGGUACCGUGUAUCUGUGUUGACAGCUAAAAGUACAUUGUUGAUGCUUUAAAACAGUACGACAAUUUACAGUAUGCUGCCAGUAUCCAGCUGGUUAGUAUUUUUUGUAAAUAAUGCGCACAGUUUACAACUGUUUCCGAAUUAACAUUGUUUUUCUAAUAUUGGCCACAGAGCCUUGAACAGCAUCAGGCCUCAAACAUUCAUUUUUCAGCCAUCUGUUCAAUUAGUGUAUCCAUAACGGUUUUUAAUGUACACUGUAAAAAAUAUUGUGCUAGUUCCACCCCAAAAAAAUUGGCAACUAUUUGCAUCAGCUUUUUGAGUAUUUACAACAUUGUGUAUUUUUACAUAUAAUAUAUUUCACAAACACUAAUAUGUCAAGUCCAGAAUAAAACAAUGGCUAAGAUCCAACUUAAUUUGAUCAAAUCCAGAACUGUUAUUGUACAUUAGAUCUACUUAAUCUUUCUGAUUAUAUAGUUACAGUUGAAGUCGCAAGUUUACAUACACCUUAGCCAAAUACAUUUAAACUCAGUUUUUCACAAUUCCUGACAUUUAAUCCGAGUAAACAUGCCCUGUUGUAGGUCAGUUAGGAUCACCACUUUAUUUUAAGAAUGUGAAAUUUAAGAAUAAUAGUAGAGAGAAUGAUUUAUUUCAGCUUUUAUUUAUUUUAUCGCAUUCCCAGUGGGUCAGAAGUUUACAUACACUCAAUUAGUAUUUGGUAGCAUUGCCUUUAAAUUGUUUAACUUGGGUCAAACGUUUCGGGUAGCCUUCCACAAGCUUCCCACAAUAAGUUGGGUGAAUUUUGGCCCAUUCCUCCUGACAGAGCUGGUGUAACUGAGUCAGGUUUGUAGGCCUCCUUGCUCGCACACGCUUUUUCAGUUCUGCCCACACAUUUUCUAUAGGAUUGAGGUCAGGGCUUUGUGAUGGCCACUCCAAUACCUUGACUUUGUUGUCCUUAAGCCAUUUUGCCACAACUUUGGAAGUAUGCUUGGGGUCAUUGUCCAUUUGGAAGACCCAUUUGCGACCAAGCUUUAACUUCCUGACUGAUGUUUUGUUGCUUCAAUAUAUCCACAUAAUUUUCCUUCCUCAUGAUGCCAUCUAUUUUGUGAAGUGCACCAGUCCCUCCUGCAGCAAAGCACCCCCACAGCAUGAUGCUGCCACCCCUGUGCUUCACGGUUGGGAUGGUGCUCUUCGGCUUGCAAGGUCCCACCUUUUUCCUCUAAACAUAACGAUGGUCAUUAUGGCCAAACAGUUCUAUUUUUGUUUCAUCAGACCAGAGGACAUUUCUCCAAAAAGUACGAUCUUUGUCCCCAUGUGCAGUUGCAAACCGUAGUCUGGCUUUUUUAUGGCGGUUUUGGAGCAGUGGCUUCUUCCUUUCUGAGUGGCCUUUCAGGUUAUGUCGAUAUAGGACUCGUUUUACUGUGGAUAUAGAUACUUUUGUACCUGUUUCCUCCAGCAUCUUCACAAGGUCCUUUGCUGUUGUUCUGGGAUUGAUUUGCACUUUUCGCACCAAAGUACGUUCAUCUCUCGGAGACAGAACGCGUUUCCUUCCUGAGCGGUAUGACGGCUGCGUGGUCCCAUGGUGUUUAUAUUUGCGUACUAUUGUUUGUACAGAUGAACGUGGUACCUUCAGGUGUUUUGGAAAUUGCUCCCAAAGAUGAACCAGACUUGUGGUGGUCUACAAUUUUUUUUCUGAGGUCUUGGCUGAUUUCUUUUGAUUUUCCCAUGAUGUCAAGCAAAGAGGCACUGAGUUUGAAAGUAGGCCUUGAAAUACAUUCACAGGUAAACCUCCAAUUGACUCAAAUGAUGUCAAUUAGCCUAUCAGAAGCUUCUAAAGCCAUGACAUAAUUUUCUAGAAUUUUUCAAGCUGUUUAAAGGCACAGUCAACUUAGUGAAUGUAAACUUCUGACCCACUGGAAUUGUGAUACAGUGAAUUAUAAGUGAAAUAAUCUGUCUGUAAACAAUUGUUGGAAAUAUUACUUGUGUCAUGCACAAAGUAGGAGUCCUAACCGACUUGCCAAAACUAUAGUUUGUUGACAAGAAAUUUGUGGAGUGGUUGAAAAACGAUUUUUAAUGACUCCAACCUAAGUGUAUGUAAACUUCCGACUUCAACUGUACUUUCAUUGAUCGUGUCUUAGUGAUAAACAUGGAUUUAUGUACUUCAUCGCUCAACAUUUUCAUCCACUUUAGCAGGAAUUGUUGAGCGCAUAUGCUCAUUCCACUAGCACUAACUGGAGGUAAAGCUGCAAGCAUUGUAGCUUGAUGUAUUUGCUUUGUCUAGAGUAGCAUGCAUGAUCUUACUAAUGGUGAGAAUGGGUGCUCUCAUCAUUUAACGUCAAUUUGCCCGACGGUUUUGAUAUCCAUUCAUCAUGAUCCAGUACACCUCAUAGCAUAACAAACGAUUUGAUACUAAUAUAGAAAUGUGCUUUUCGUUCUUCAAACAUGCAUACAACAUUGUGUAAAAGUAUCUACAAGUUUUUUUUUCAAUCAAUUACCCACAAUCCUCUGAAAACAGAGCCACAUGGCAAGUUGUUGGAAGAACUUAAAAUUCUUAAAUUGAAUGGACAUAUUAUGAAAAUGGAGUAAAUUAAACACAAUUUUCCAUGUAGUUGUUUUUACACGCAAAUAGUUGUUUAGAUUAUGCAUUUAUCUUAUGUUGAAUUCAUUUUUUUUUACUUACAGGUGAAGUGAAGUAGAGUAAAGUACUAAUUAUAUUCACAUAAAGAUGACAACUACAUUUUGUAAUGUCCAAAAAAUGUAUAUUUUCAAGUAUAAUUUACUAACCACCUGAAUAAUUUGUAUGCACAAUGCACAUGUAGGAAUUCAGAUUACUAAUUCAGAUGAAUAACAAACUGUCCUCUCAAUCUAAUCCACAGAGACUUUUACACAGAGAAUCAUCGGAGGACAAGAAGUCGAACGGUACUCUAUCAAGUACCAGGCAUCUAUACAGUAUAACAGGGACCACUACUGUGGAGCCACCCUCAUUCGGCCCCAGUGGGUGGUGUCUGCUGCCCACUGCUGGAGACCGUGAGUACUGACUACAAUUAUGGGAUAGUAGUGUCACAGUUGAAUGGAAUAUAAUGUUUUUUUGUUGUUUUUUUUACCUUUAUUUAACCAGGUAAGCCAGUUGAGAACAAUUUCUCAUUUACAACUGCGACCUGGCCAAGAUAAAGCAAAGCAGUGCGAUAAAAACAACAACACAGAGUUACAUAUGGAGUAAAACAAAACAUAAAGUCAAAAAUACAACAGAAAAUAUAUAUACAGUGUGUGCAAAUGUAGUAAGUUAUGGAGGUAAGGCAAUAAAUAGGCCAUAGUGCAAAAAUAAUUACAAUUAGUAUUAACACUGGAAUGAUAGAUGUGCAAGAGAUGAUGUGCAAAUAGAGAUACUGGGGUGCAAAUGAACAAAAUAAAUAACAAUAUGGGGAUGAGGUAGUUUGGUGGGCUAAUUUCAGAAUGGGUGUGUACAGGUGCAGUGAUCGGUAAGGUGCUCUGACAACUGAUGCUUAAAGUUAGUGAGGGAGAUAAGAGUCUCCAGCUUCAGAGAUUUUUGCAGUUCGUUCCAGUCAUUGGCAGCACAGAACUGGAAGGAAUGGCGGCCAAAUGAGGUGUUGGCUUUGGGGAUGACCAGUGAGAUAUACCUGCUGGAGCGCAUACUACGGGUGGGUGUUGCUAUGGUGACCAAUGAGCUAUGAUAAGGAGGGGAUUUGCUUGGAGUGAUUUAUAGAUGGCCUGGAGCCAGUGGGUUUGGCGACGAAUAUGUAGUGAGGACCAGCCAACAAGAGCGUACAGGUCACAGUGGUGGGUAGUAUAUGGGGCUUUGGUGACAAAACGGAUGGCACUGUGAUAGACUACAUCCAAUUUGCUGAGUAGAGUGUUGGAGGCUAUUUUGUAAAUGACAUCGCCGAAGUCAAGGAUCGGUAGGAUAGUCAGUUUUACGAGGGCAUGUUUGGCAGCAUGAGUGAAGGAGGCUUUGUUGCGAAAUAGAUUGGAUUGGAGAUGCUUAAUGUGAGUCUGGAAGGAGAGUUUACAGUCUAAUCAGACACCUAGGUAUUUGUAGUUGUCCACAUACUCUAGGUCAGACCCGUCGAGAGUAGUGAUUCUAGUCGGGUGGGCGGGUGCCAGCAGCGUUCGAUUGAAGAGCAUGCAUUUAGUUUUACUUGUGUUUAAGAGCAGUUGGAGGCUACGGAAGGAGUGUUGUAUGGCAUUGAAGCUUGUUUGGAGGUUUGUUAACACAGUGUCCAAUGAAGGGCCAGAUGUAUACAAAAUGGUGUCGUCUGCGUAGAGGUGGAUCUGAGAAUCACCAGCAGCAAGAGCGACAUCAUUGAUAUACACAGAGAAAAGAGUCGGCCCAAGAAUUGAACCCUGUGGCACCCCCAUAGAGACUGCCAUAGGUCCAGACAACAGGCCCUCCGAUUUGACACAUUGAACUCUAUCUGAGAAGUAGUUGGUGAACCAGGCGAGGCAGUCAUUUGAGAAACCAAGGCUAUUUAGUCUGCCAAUAAGAAUGCGGUGGUUGACAGAGUCUAAAGCCUUGGCCAGGUCGAUGAAGACGGCUGCACAGUACUGUCUAUUAUCGAUCGUGGUUAUAAUAUCGUUUAGGACCUUGAGCGUGGCUGAGGUGCACCCAUGACCAGCUCGGAAACCAGACUGCAUAGCGGAGAAGGUACGGUGUGAUUCAAAAUGGUCUGUGAUCUUUUUGUUAACUUGGCUUUCAAAAACAUUCGAAAGGCAGGGCAGGAUGGAUAUAGGUCUGUAACUCUAUCCUCUUGCAUAAAACAAUGAACAGAUGCUUGAAGCCAACAGUCAAUUACAUCAAAAAAUUUAAAGGGCCAGCACGCGCUUGAUUGAGUAAAUGUUUUGGGGGUGGGGAAUAGUAGUGUAAUAUGUUGUAGGUUAAAACAAUUCCAUAUGCAUGCUCUCCACUUCCCCUGGACAGAUUGGAUCAUGUCUGUUCCUCCAUGUCUGUUCCUCCUCAGGGCCCAGCUUAUCCAGGUGGUUUUGAGUGAGCACAGUCUGGUCGAGGAAGAAGGCUUCGAGCAAGUGAUCAACAUCUCCAAGAUCUUUGUCCACUAUAGCUACAACUACAAGACUUUCAACAACGACAUCAUGCUCAUCAAGGUAAGACUAUCCAUCCCAUCACCAUAAGGUAGAGACGUGCUGUGUUUCAAUACCCACACAGGCAUACCACUUACAAUGAAGCUUGGGAAAGUGGUAUGCUAGUGUAGAUAUUGGAACCUAUCCAUGGUGUUAAUGAGUUUGAAUAUUUCAGUUAGUCUACUCACUGCAUAAUUUCAGAUACUGCUGCAGCUUAGACACUGUACCAUAACAUUGACUCCGCCCCCUUUGAUCCCUUCUGUCUGAUUGUCUGCCUCCUGAUUGGUCAGCAGCAUCUGAUUUUGUGCCUUUUCUGUGGUUGUGUGUGUUCCAGCUCAGUGAGCCAGCCAAGCUGAAUGCCUACGUUCAGCCUGCCCCACUGCCAGAAGAGGACACCCCUGCUCUCCAAGGGUACACCCCCUGUACAGUGAGCGGCUGGGGUGUCACCCGUAUCUACAGCUACUACCUGUCCCCUGUGCUGCGUGCUGUGGAUGUGCAGACCAUACCCUACUGCCACUACUACUACUACUGGAGGAUCACAGACAACAUGAUGUGCGCUGGGUCUCGCUUUGGUGGCAAGGACUCCUGUCAGGUAAAGAAUAGCCUAAUCUCAGCACCCAGAAUCAAAUCUUUUUUUUCUUAACCUUUAUUUAGCGUAGGGAGUCAUGCUGAGACAACACUCUUAAAAAAAAGGGUUCCAAAAGGGUUCUUUGGCCGUCCCCAUAGGAGAAUCCUUUUUGGUUCCAAGCAGAACCCUUUUGGGUUCCAUUAGGAACCUUCUGUGGAAAGGGUUAUACAUGGAACGCGAAAGGGUUCUACCUGGAACCAAAAAGGGUUCUUCAAAGGGUUCUCCUAUGGGGACAGCUGAAGAACCAUUUUAAGUUCUAGAUAGCCCUGCAUGAAAUUAUCAAUAAACAACAAUUACAUUAUACAUAUCUAUCUAUAUACACAUAAAUUACACAAUACAUGACAAGCAAACACAAAACAUGAAAAGCAAAACACAAUCAUAUUUAUGUCUGUCACAAGAGCUUAGGUAUAGACUGCUGUGAAUAAUAUAGGGUGUGGGCCUUUAAAACUGGGCCAGACCAAUGGGAUAGAUGUACAGUUUGGAUUAGGGAAAUGUAUGUGGUCAGAUAAGGGACAUCAGAUACUGGUCCCCAGAUCAAAUGACAUUCUUAAAAAUCACAACAAUAACAUUUCAAUGGCAGAAGAAAGUGACAAAAUAAAAUAAAACAUCACAAUUUGACAAUUUAGUCGUAGAAUAGAAAAACAGACACAAAACAGUGUUGUGUAAAAUGUGUGGUAACUAACAUGAAAUUGUCCAGAUAAGAGGGGUGUAUUCACACUGUAUAUCCCUAACAAAAGGACCAGAGCUUUUGUUCAUCAUUGUGUCUUUUGUGUUAUUGUUCUACAGGGUGACUCAGGUGGACCCCUUAUCUGCAAUGGAAACUUGGAAGGCAUCGUCUCAUGGGGAAUCAGCUGUGCCAACCCUUACUUCCCAGGAGUCUACACUCAAGUCAGAAUGUAUGUCAGAUGGAUGGACUGGAUCAUCAACAAUGACAACCCCAACAACUGA